Zootermopsis nevadensis is the source of this 1651-nucleotide messenger RNA. RefSeq names its product stress-sensitive B (gene sesB). Gene Ontology annotation, molecular function: ATP:ADP antiporter activity. NCBI's taxonomy places the organism in Eukaryota, Metazoa, Arthropoda, Insecta, Blattodea, Termopsidae. The record is from RefSeq and is a predicted model, not a curated record. Gene Ontology annotation, biological process: mitochondrial ADP transmembrane transport; mitochondrial ATP transmembrane transport; negative regulation of mitochondrial outer membrane permeabilization involved in apoptotic signaling pathway. Gene Ontology annotation, cellular component: mitochondrial inner membrane.
ACCGAGUGUUGUCGCUUGCCUACUUCGAUUCGUCCUCUCUGUGUCUGCAGCAGUCGAACGGCAGGGUUGUUGCUGUGAGUUCCUCCAACAAAUUUAAAUUUUUUUCGACCACUUAAGGAAGUGACCAAUAGCCAACAUGUCGCUAGGGGAUCCAGUGGCUUUUAUGAAAGAUUUCGUCGCCGGAGGAGUAGCAGCGGCAAUCUCAAAAACCGCCGUUGCGCCUAUAGAACGCGUAAAACUGCUGCUGCAGGUCCAGCACAUCUCCAAGCAGAUCACAGAGGAUCAGCGAUAUAAGGGUAUGGUAGACUGCUUCAUCCGCAUCCCCAAAGAGCAAGGCUUCCUCAGCUUUUGGCGUGGUAACUUCGCCAAUGUCAUCAGGUACUUCCCCACGCAGGCCCUCAACUUUGCGUUCAAGGACAAGUACAAGCAAGUGUUCCUGGGCGGUGUCGACAAAAGGACACAGUUCUGGCGCUACUUCAUGGGUAACCUGGCUUCUGGAGGUGCUGCUGGAGCGACGUCCCUCUGCUUUGUGUACCCCCUUGACUUCGCCCGAACAAGGUUGGCCGCAGACGUAGGCAAGGGUUCAACCCAGCGUGAAUUCAGUGGUUUGGGUAAUUGCCUUGCGAAGAUUUACAAGACUGACGGACUAGUUGGUCUAUACCGUGGCUUCGGCGUGUCCGUGCAGGGCAUCAUCAUCUACCGUGCCGCUUACUUCGGCUUCUUCGACACCGCGAAGGGCAUGCUGCCAGACCCCAAGAACACACCGUUCCUCAUCUCCUGGGCUAUCGCUCAGACGGUGACGACUGUCGCCGGCAUCGUGUCUUACCCCUUCGAUACAGUACGUAGGCGAAUGAUGAUGCAGUCUGGUCGCUCCAAGGCCGACAUCAUUUACAAGAACACGCUUAAUGCUUGGUCUGUCAUCUACAAAGUAGAGGGCGGCGCAGCCUUCUUCAAGGGCGCUUUCUCAAAUGUCCUGAGAGGUACAGGUGGUGCCCUUGUGUUGGUACUGUACGACGAGAUCAAGGCGUUCCUCUUCUAGAAGAAACAGGCCUGCCAACUAGAUACAUUAAAUUGACAUGAGCCAUCCGUCAUCUUUCCAACAGCUUAUGUGGUGGCCGCAGAAUCCGUUACCACAUGACGAGAAGUUAGCGUACUCGAUGUCUCCUCAUCAGUAACUUAAGCGUUGAUCAGAUGGGCAACAAGUGGAUUUGAAAUGUGUCAUUAGAAUGUGAUAACCAGAGGGUUUUUAAAUUCAUCAUUAAAAAGGAGGAUUAAUAAGCUAACUUAAAAAUAUGUGGACAUGUUUAGUAGGAAGUGAUUACAAUUAAGCAGAAACAAUAAAUAAUCGAAAUAAAAAGACUUUGUCAUCUCUGAGAAAGAGAUUUAUGUUAAUUAUUUUGUUGGGCUGCUGGCAGCAUUGCCCUCUAGAGUUAAAAUAAACACACCAGAUCUACUGGGCCGCAACAGAAUUGUAUUUUCAGUCCAUUAAGAUCCCGUAAGUGUCGAAUUCUUCUCUGGUCUGUCACCUUCCCGCUGUCGCAGAAACCCUUCCCAGGAUAGGAAAUGCAAAUCCUCUGUGUUAAGUGCCAUUGUUGGUACACAUGGCUGUCAUCAAAUGUAACUUAGUGAAUAAAGUGGGAAAGUACGUGUA